UCGGGCAGAGGAAAAAGGAAGGGUGAAUAAAGAGUUAAGAAGAGAAUGGAGUGACAAACAGAAAGACACCAAGUGGCGUGGCCUGCUAGAAUAGAAUGAUAUCUAUGAAUAGACUCCUCUCUCUCAUCAAAUCGGAAUUGCUAUUGUCUCUUUGAUUCCUUUGUAUCGUCCUGAGAGGGUCAACAGGGACGGCCAUGACCCAAACCCUCUCUUUCUCUCUCCAUCGUUCUUUAUCGCCUGCGCAGAAAAACCCUAGAAAUUAACCAACCAACCAAUCCUCUAUUCUCCAUUCCCCGAUUUUUCUUUUUGUAUUUAAAUUUUGGUUCAAUCGCCAACCCCUCCCUCGAAGUCAACGCGGGAGCCCCUCAAUCAGGUUUCGAAAAGCUCGAUCUAUGUCAUCCGAGAUCGAGGUCGUCGAGGAGGUGCAGUCGCGCGAUGAGCAAUCGCUGGCGUCGGGAGGCGGCGAUGCCGUGCCGGAUGAGAGCCUCCGGAACGACGUCUACACGGCGGCGUCGUACGGGGAUUUGGAGAAGCUGAAGAGAUUGGUGGAGGAAGAGGGUUGCCCCGUCACCGAGCCCGAUGGGUUGGGUUACUACGCGCUUCAGUGGGCUGCACUCAACAAUUGGACUGCCGUUGCUCAGUACAUCAUUGAGCAUGGGGGCGAUGUAAAUGCAAAGGAUCAUACUGGCCAGACGGCCCUACAUUGGAGUGCAGUUCGGGGUGCUAUCCAGGCUGCAGAGCUUUUACUUCAGGAGGGUGCUCGAGUGAGUGCUGCCGAUAUGAAUGGUUAUCAGACAAUCCAUGUUGCUGCACAAUUUGGUCAGACGGCUUUCCUUUACCACGUUGUUUCAAAAUGGAACGCUGACCCUGAUGUCCCUGAUAAUCAUGGAAAAAGCCCCUUGCAUUGGGCUGCUUACAAAGGGUUUGCCGAUUGUAUACGUCUUUUGUUAUUUCUUGAUGCACAUAGGGGACGUCAAGAUAAAGAGGGUUGCACUCCUCUUCAUUGGGCUGCUAUUAGGGGGAACUUGGAGGCCUGUACUGUGUUAGUGCAGGCUGGCAAGAAGGAAGAUCUAAUGUUGGCUGAUUAUACAGGCCUUACACCAGCACAACUUGCUUCUAAUAAGAAUCACAGACAAGUUGCUUUUUUCCUUGGGAAUGCCCGAAGGCUGCUUGACAAACGCUGUGAUGGGAACAGCCGUCUUGGAAGAAUUUCUAAAUUAGGACUUGCGCCCAUCCUUUGGUGCAUAAUUUUUGUGCUCUUGGUUACUUAUAUUCAUUCGGUCAUCUUGGCGACAAAAUUGCCAAAGCUUACAGCUGCAGCUGGUCUUCUUGCAUGGUUUGGAGUUUUGCUUGCAACUGUUGGUUUGGUUAUGUUUUACAAGUGUAGCUUUAAGGAUCCUGGUUAUAUUAGAAUGAACAUGCGUGACACUCAGGAUUCAAAAGAUGAUGAGCCUCUUUUGAAGAUUGAGAUAAACAAUCCUGCUUUACUUGCUGGAAACUGGUCCCAGCUUUGUGCAACAUGCAAGAUUGUCAGGCCUCUUCGAGCAAAACACUGUUCUACCUGUGACCGUUGUGUGGAACAAUUUGAUCAUCAUUGUCCCUGGGUGUCUAAUUGCAUCGGCAAGAAGAACAAGUGGGAUUUCUUUGCUUUUCUUAUUCUUGAAGUUUCAGCUAUGUUGGUUACUGGUGGAGUUUGUCUUACAAGAGUGUUAAGUGAUCCACUUGCACCUCAUUCAUUUGGGGCUUGGAUUCAUUAUGUUGGUAAGAAUCACCCUGGUGCAAUAUCAUUUCUAAUAGCCGAGUUUUUCAUCUUCCACGGUGUGUUUGCUUUGACUGUUGUGCAGGCUAAUCAGAUAUCUCGCAAUAUUACCACAAAUGAGAGGGCAAAUGCAAUGCGUUAUAGUUACCUCAGAGGUCCAGGCGGUAGAUUUAGAAACCCCUAUGAUCAUGGGAUCAAGAAAAACUGUUCUGAUUUUUUGAUCAAUGGUUACAAUGAAGAUGUGGAGUGCAUUGAAGAAACAGGUCAGUCAGAGGAAGGUACAGGAAUGAUGAACAUUGCAAGAAGCUCAAACUUGACAAAUGGAGAGUCGCAUACCCGUGGUCAUGGAAAUGGACAGUAUGUCAUUAAUGUGAAUUCCAACAGUACAAAUUCCAAAACACAUAAUGGUCAUGUUCAUUCUUCACAUUGUAGCCAUAAUAACCAUGGCAAAACCAGGAACUUCAGUGCUCCCUUGGGCUUAGGUCUUGGACUUGGACGGAACAGCAGAUCUGUUACACCCUCCUCAUCGUGAUAUUCAUUUCUUGGUGAAAUUAACCUGUAAUGUAUUUAUAGGCACAUGUCUGGUUGGUUGGUUGGUUGGUUGGUUUACUUUUUUUAUUUUUUAUUGGCAACAAAGAUUGAAUAAAUAAAGAAGUACUUGGAUACUUCCACCCUUUUACAAAAGCAUAAAUCAAUAAAUCCUAACUCAAGACCAUAA
Vigna unguiculata (cowpea) is the source of this 2477-nucleotide messenger RNA. It is a transcript of the gene TIP1, whose product is annotated as Ankyrin repeat family protein with DHHC zinc finger domain-containing protein. The record is from RefSeq and is a predicted model, not a curated record. Gene Ontology annotation, cellular component: Golgi membrane. Gene Ontology annotation, biological process: protein palmitoylation. Lineage: Eukaryota; Viridiplantae; Streptophyta; Magnoliopsida; Fabales; Fabaceae. Gene Ontology annotation, molecular function: protein binding; palmitoyltransferase activity.